AGACGGCGCGAGUUGGACACGAGGCCGCGGAGCCCUCGCGCAAAGGGACACAGGACAGACGUACUCGGACAUCGGGCGAGAGCGGGCGGCCGGCCGCGCACCUGCUCGUACCGCUCCGCACGCGACAUACUACAUCGCGAGACAUUAUUCAAAUUGCAAACUAAAUAGACUAUAAAUUUCUAUUAAAUUCUGUUGUUCCGUUAUAAUUUUGAGAAUUUUAUUUUACGUAUUGGACUCGAAAUUUAUAUUUUAAAACAGUGAAUUUAUCCGGUGAAAAUUUAGCGACAAGUGUAAAUAAAGCAAAAUAGCACAAUCAGCUGUAGAUGCGAACAGAUUAGAUAGGACAUUGAGACGUUGAUUCGAGUGCUCGAUAAGAUCUCUAUGUAUCUUAUUUUAAAAAUAAAUAGUUUGUUGACACGUGAACUGAUUUGCAGUAUGAAAAGGAAAAAGUUAACGUGUUAAUAUGUUGCGAUGAUGCAUUUGGGAAUGACGAAAACUCUCGCUGAAGAUCACCGUCGGACUUCUGAUAAUAUUGUGAUAGCGAGAUCUCUACCGAAAAGGUUCUAAACAGGACGAUAAGGCGGACCGACGGCGGCACAAGUGAAGUGCGCUAACAAACUGUCGUAUGAUAACAAGAUAUUAAGAUAACAUUUUUAGAGGAUAAGAGAAGUUAUCGAAGAUCUAAAAAUAGGUGACCAAAUCAAGAUGAGAAUCAAGAUGCCAGCUGUACGCAUCGCGCAAGCGGAUGCGGACAGCGCGGCAGAGGGCGGAGGCUCUCCAACGCCUGGAGUACCAGCCGAUACCCUCACAUGCGGAGCGUGUCGGAGGGCUUUCGCGUUGGCUGACAUCGUUCGGUUCAUCCAACACAAGGUCUCCUCCUGUGAUAAAGACCUCACUUCCUACCACUGCUUCAGUGCUGGUCCGAAUUCCGACCCAGAGGAUGGUUCAAGGCCAGGACAGCUGGGGACGGGGAACUCCAGUGGCAGAAGACCAUCGCUGUUGACUGCUAGAAGACCUCCGAGCAGUCGAGUCCACACACCUCCCUUGGCUAGUCCGUCGAUAGCGCCUCCUGACUUAUUGGAAGACGGUGGUGCAUCCAGCACACCAAAAAGAUUACUGGACGAUGCAGACGCGCAAGUGUCAACGCCCAAGAGAAGAGCAUCUACAUCACCGAUGCCUUCAAGUUCUCCCGAUGAAGACAUCAAACCGAAGAUCAAACAGGAACACAUGGACACGUCUGGGUCUCCUGAGGACCAAAAGAAAUCUAGAACAGAAAUGGCAGACGCUGAAUCCAAUACAAUGCAUAGUGAACCGAGCAACUAUGUCUGCUCAACUUGCAAGGCUCGCGUGCAUUCUGCGUGGCGCUUAGUGCAGCAUGUGCAACAUGUGCAUGGUGUGAAGAUAUACGUGGAGAGCAUGCCCCAGCAGCUUCCUAAUAAGCAAAACCAUUCCACAUCAAGCUCAUCAUCGAGUAGCUCAGGCUGUUCUUCGACUGGGGCGCCGCUACCACCGCCGUCUCUGCGCCACCAUCCACUAUUACCACCACCAGAUAUGCAUUCCCCUUUUGGUGUUGGUGGGCUUUUGAGAAUGCCAUUACCCGGUAGCUUACCACCUCUAGCCCACCCAUCAGUUCCACCUACACCACUGUUCGCUCGUCCAAACCAUCAUGAUCAUCGUUUUAGGAUGGAGCAACUAGUAUCGGAACAAUUUCGCCAUCACGGUCUCAACUUAGCUGCAGCGGCGGCGGCCGUAGCGGCUAACUCUCUUCCACCACAUCAGGCAUUUCCAUCACCUGCCGAUAGACCACCAGUAGUUCCCACAUCACUAUCAGCUCGAGAGCGACCUCCAGUUUCACAACCUUUAUCUUUGGAACCCCAGCUGGAUUUUUACUCGCAGCGCUUGCGGCAACUGGCCGGUACGACCAGUCCAGGGGCGGCCACAGGCAAUUCCAGCUCUCCUAGCCCCAGGAAGCAUUCACCUCCGUUCGCUUCCCCGUCGCCCUCCAGAGUCGGCCAGACUCCUCCGGCGGGCGCCGGACCAGGAACGGUGGACGCGCCUCGUGAAGCUACGAGAGCGCACAGCUCCAUCUCGCCUGAACGACGCGUGGAGCCACAAACGGCAGACGCGCCUCCUGAGCGCCCUUCAUCAUCCCCACCGAAUAAGCGCACAGAUGAAGCCAAUCACACCUGUGAAUUCUGCGGUAAAAAGUUCCGAUUUGAAAACAGCCUGAUGGUUCAUCGGCGAAUACACACUGGAGAAAAACCAUUUAAGUGCACUGAGUGUGAUGAAGCUUUUGAAAAAUCUUCCAAAUUAAAAAAGCACAUGAAAGUGCAUCGAGGCUCAGAAGGUAACAAUGAGGAAGGUGAAUCGGCUGGUGACACUGGUGAGGAUGAUACGGAAGAUGAUUUGGAGGAUGAGGAAUUAGAUGGGGAAGAGGAAGAAGAAAAUGAUGACGGGGAUGAAGUUGAAGAAGCUGAAGACUUAACUGUUUCAAAUAGCAGUGCACCUUCUGCACCCACACGAAAACAAACACCCGCUUUGCCAGCACAUCCACCAACUGCAUCCGUUGUUGGUGAAUUGAUGGACAAGUUUGGUUUAUCAAACAUAGCACAAUAUAGUGAGGCAUUCAAACAAGCUUUGCAAGAGUCUGGUAACUCUCUUAAAUGGCAGUUAGCUAAAGAUCGUGACAAUAAUAACGGUCCUCCCUCUGACAAACCAAAUGGAAUGCCACCGACAGCUGCAUUGCGGUUGAAAGAAGAAUUCGCGAAAAUGCCACCUCAACCACAUCCAUUGUUCAACCCUUUCGAGAGUCCAUUCGAAGCUUCGAAGCGUAUGAAACUAGAAAUGGAUAGAGGUGAAGGUUGGUGGUUGCCCACACUUCAUGCGCAGCGACCGCCAGAAAAUAUAUUUGACGGUCUGAAAAACAGCAGCAACGGGCUACUACAAAACCCUUUACUGAAGUCCAAAGAUGGACGACGUAAUGAUACUUGUGAGUUUUGUGGAAAAGUAUUCAAGAACUGUUCUAACUUGACUGUACACCGACGAUCUCAUACUGGUGAAAAGCCAUAUAAAUGUGAGCUCUGCUCAUACGCUUGUGCACAGAGUUCCAAACUAACAAGGCAUAUGAAAACGCAUGGUCGAUUAGGCAAAGACGUAUAUCGCUGCAGGUUUUGCGAGAUGCCCUUCUCGGUUCCUUCAACUCUGGAGAAGCAUAUGCGGAAGUGUGUUGUGAAUCAGAGUAACGGUGGUGCUGCUCUCGCUCUUUCCGACGAUUCCAAUGCUUGCCGCGAUGAGGCAUCGUGACUCUACCCCUGGGGUGGCCUCCGUUUCCCACCUCCUGCGCCACCCAGCCAGAUUUUCUAGAAAAAACAAUUCGCUUGAACGUUACUUUGCUUCUUGCAAUUAAAAAAGUUCAAUUUCUAGUCUUUAGAAAUCAUUGAUGUGGCGAAAUUGUAAUAUGACUAUCGCAAUAGCUUCCGAAAGGGGCACUUUCCUUUAGUGACAUAUCGUUUGAGCCAGUGUUAAGAUUUCCCGUUACGUUGUUAAUGUUACUUUGAAAGUUUUUAGUUAUUUUCUUUCAAGGCUGUACAUGAUCUUUACGUUAUAUUUCAAGUUCGUUUUUGUUUUAUUGUAGAAAUGUGGAAACCAAUGCCAAAGUUAGCUACGUUGAUUUAUACAGUAAUUAGUUUUAAGCUGUAUAGUGUCAAUUAAAUAUUUUUUCCAGUAAUUUCUAAGAUCUUCAUAGAUUGAUGUAGUAAUUGUGUAUUUGUAUAAGCUUUUUGUUAAUUUUAGUGUAUUUUGUAUAUUAAUAAACAAAUGUUUCCUAUCCUAGAUAACUUAUGUAAAUAGUAAUUGUAAAUGGAGUACCUACUUAUUGAUGUUCAUAUUUAUAAAUAUGUUUGGCAAUUUUAAAAAUUACAUGUUCUCGGCAAAACGGUGAGUUUCCUGUAAACAAUAUAAUAAGGAAUGUAGAAAACAAAAUUGGAUGCGAUUAAGGGUAGAUGUUAAUGACAAGGUAAUGUGUAAUUAGUCUUAAAAUUUAUUAAAUUAUUCUGCGAGGCGUAUAAUCUUCAUUUCCAAACGUUAACUUCCUGUGGGUGGCAAGCCAGUUAUUUUAUUAAGACUGAAAAAUAUUCCAGUUUUGUUUUUUGUGAUUCGUGGAAGUAUGUUCACUCGUACCUAAAUUUAGUCCAAGUGUGAAACCUUUCGGUAUACGUACUUAAUGUAAAAUAUAGAAUUUAUAUUAGAUAAUUUUAAGUAAAUUAUAAUAGAUGCGUACGUUAUGUCUCCAAUAGUUAUAUCCUUUCCCAUUUUUUUGUGUCCCGAUUAGGGCCUCUUUUAGUGGCUUUUAUGAUAUGAUAUUCAUUAUAAAGGCCAAUAAGACGGG
Molecule: messenger RNA, 4387 nt
Organism: Zerene cesonia (dogface butterfly)
Lineage: Eukaryota; Metazoa; Arthropoda; Insecta; Lepidoptera; Pieridae
Gene: Cph
Product: B-cell lymphoma/leukemia 11B
Exons: 5
Coding region: 706-3303 (865 amino acids)
Biological process (GO): regulation of transcription by RNA polymerase II
Cellular component (GO): nucleus
Molecular function (GO): RNA polymerase II cis-regulatory region sequence-specific DNA binding; DNA-binding transcription factor activity
Source: RefSeq, a predicted model, not a curated record